AACUAACGAUAGUUGAUUUGAUCCAGGAAACAUAUUUUCAUUUUGUAGAAAUCACAUAUGUUAUAUGAUCGACAAGGGGAAGAACAUUACAAUUUGAUAUCUGCUAUGCACAAGUCGAUCAGAGGGUCUGAUCCGAAUGCUGCCUUGUAUUGGACCACCAGAAUGAUUGUGAGUGGCGAAGAUCCAAGGUAUAUAGCUCGUAGAUUAGUAAGAGCAGCAAGUGAGGAUAUCGGUAAUGCUGAUCCUAAAGCUCUACAGCUAGCAGUGACGACAAUGGAGGGAUGUCAGUUAUUGGGAAUGCCAGAAGCAGACGUAUUGCUGGCUCAGUGCGUAAUAUACCUAGCUAGGGCCCCGAAAUCAAGGGAGGUGGACAAAGCAUUGGGAAGAGCCAAAGCUCUGAUAUUGAAUCACAAAGGGAUUCAACCUGCAGUGCCCAUGCAUAUUAGAAAUGCUCCCACUACUCUGAUGAAGAAAUUAGGUAUGUCUGCUGUUAGAUUAUUGCAUUUACAUACCAUAGAAAAAAGGUCAACCGAUUUCACAUCGCAUAAUGAACAACCUAAGUGGAACCCACAUUUUGCCUAUGCUAAACUUCUAUCACAAAACGAGGUAAAAGAGGAACCAGCAGCCUCCAGAGUAGCGGAAGUACGACGGAGAGCCCUGGCAAGAAAGAGAGCCAAGAACCAGCAGAUAAGAUCUUCUCAGCUAACCACAGCAUUGUCUCAGUUAUUCCAAGAGAAGGACGAGAAGCAAAUUUUAAAACUUCAAGAGUUGUUUGCUAACCGAGAACUCAGUGAUGCUUGUACUCAAACUGAAGAUAAUAACGAACCUGUUUCUCACCCUAACAUCCAUGACGUACGUUCAAGUGACGUUCAGACUCAGAUUUAUCCCGGAGAUCUUUUCGACUUUGACAAAGAAGUUCAACCAGUAAUCGAGAUACUAGUUGGUAAAACCAUCGAACAAGCACUCAUAGAAGUUCUUGAAGAGGAAGAAUUAGCUUCGCUGAAAGAGCAGCAAAGAAAAUUCCUGGAAUUCAUGUCUGCGGAGACAGCGGAGAAUUUAAGAUUGGAGAAAGAGAAGAAAUUACUAAAAGAACUCGCCGAACAUGGAGGGUCCAACUUGAUAACCAGUGCCUGAAUGCCAAAAAGGAAAGCUCGUUCCUUUUCUGGAGUUCAUAAGGGCAUGUGGUCCAAGUGAAGCACACGUUACUUUCACUUCAAUUUCAUUGUAUAGAUUGAAAAAGAGACUUGGUGAAUGUCAGAAAAUACUAUCUAUUAUGACCGCCGAGUCAUAGACAGACUAUUUCUGAAUAACUAGGUUAAAAAACCUCGAGUUUUUUUACUAAAUAGGUUCUUACAGAAAUAAAUGAGUAACAUGAAAGUGCAAUUACUCUGUAAAAUUUAAUAGAUUACUUACUACUAUCAGUGGGGGUAUCAAAAGUACACUUAGAUGAUAGCCUAGAAGGUUUUUGUUAAAUAUUUCAAUUAAACGGUGAAUCAAUGA
Leptinotarsa decemlineata (Colorado potato beetle) is the source of this 1500-nucleotide messenger RNA. RefSeq names its product Radial spoke head protein 3 (gene Rsph3). The record is from RefSeq and is a predicted model, not a curated record. Gene Ontology annotation, cellular component: cilium. NCBI's taxonomy places the organism in Eukaryota, Metazoa, Arthropoda, Insecta, Coleoptera, Chrysomelidae.